UGACUGUGAGUUCUGGAAUGUCUGGGAGGUUGUCAAUGAAAAAAAUGGCUAAGAAGCAAGCGAGCUGGUGAAGAUGAUGCAUAAUGUAAAACCCCGAGACCAGAACACGAGACUUCGUGUUGUGUCCGUCCUUUCGUGUUCCCUAGUCUCGGAACUUGUGUUCUUCUCUCAGGAGUCAGGGUCCCUUCGCCGCAAUAAUGCAUUUUCUCUUUCUUUCUCUCUCUCUCUCCUGUCCUGACUUGUUGUGUCCCAUGUGAUGCUCUACUGAAUGUCACAAUGCCGCCAUGUGACACGACAUUCUCAUGUGACUUGACAUUAGUGCGAGAGUGUGACAAUUAAAAAGCGAUAAAAAACCCUGCCGUUUGGCGGUAUAUUUUAAAAAGCGAUAAAACCCCAGUGCAGGGGUGCUUCGUGUGUGUGUCGUCCGUCUGUAUCUCCAGCACUGGGGUUUUAUCGCUUUUAAAUUGUGGCAGUUAUCCAGCCACAGUAACAAUGACGGCAACAACGGUUUUAAAGAAAGUUUGUUAUUAAUAUACGAAGGGGAAACGUCUAAGCAAGUUCCGCCAAGAACUUCUCACUGACAGCUCUCACAUCUCAACUGGGAACCCAUUCGGACGUAGUCGACCCUCUGAGGAACAGAGGAAGCAAGAGGUACUUGUGUCUACGAGCCAUCACCUGCCAGCCCCUUUGGAAUCACGACUCCAAGAAAUGCAGCUCUCCCAGGUGUUCAGCGGUCAGCCCGUGAGGGUGAAAUCAGAACCACCUGAUGUAGCAUCAUGCCUACCAGAAGAGGGCCAGGUACAUCAACAGCACUGCAAAGAGUAUCCAUCAGGGGGUGAUGCAUCUGGAGUGACAGCUGGGACGCGUGACAUUAAAGAAGAACCUCGAGAGGAAUCCUCGAAGGAACAUCCGGUUACGGAAGUGAAAACGGAGCCUUACAAUGUUGCAAUCUCGACAGAACAGGACCAAAUGGAACACAACUGUGAUUCAACAUCAGAAGUCUUACCAUCUGGGAGUGACGAGAGCCACGUGUCAAAGCGUACUGACAAGAAGCCAAGCAUGUCCGAUCUCUGCCAGAGCACGAGUCUGGGGUGUCACAGGCGAACAUAUAUAAACAAGAAACCGCACAAGUGUGACCUCUGCCUGGCAGAGUUCAGCUGGAUUGCGCACCUGCAACUUCACAAGCGAGCGCACACUGGCAAAAAGCCACACAAGUGCGACGGCAGCCCGUCAGAGUUGAGCCAGAGCUUCCAGCUACAGCGUCACAAAGAGAGAAACUCGGGCGAGAAGCCGUACAAGUGCCAUCUCUGUCCUGCAAAGUACAGCCAUAGUAGGAGCCUGAGAUAUCACAAGCAAACACACACGGGCAAAAAGCCACACAAGUGCGACGUCUGCCCUGCGGAGUUCAUCCGGAACGAUCAACUGCUGCUUCACAAGCGAACGCACACGGACGAGAAGCCAUACAAGUGCGAUGUCUGCCCUGCAGUGUUCAGCAGGGGCGGGAAUCUACAGCAGCACAUGCGGAUGCACACGAGUGAGAAGCAGUACAAGUGUGACCUCUGUCCUGCAGAGUUCAGGCACAGCUCGAGCCUGUCAUAUCACAGGCGGACACACACGGACGAGAAGCCCUACAAGUGUGAUGUCUGUCCAGCAGUGUUCAGACAGAGUGGGAACCUAAAGCAGCACAAGAGGGUACACACGGGUGAGAAGCCAUACAAGUGUGAUGUCUGUCCAGCGGUGUUCACCCUGAGCGGGAACCUAAAGCAGCACAAGAGGGUACACACGGGUGAGAAGCCAUGCAAGUGUGAUGUCUGUCCUGUGGAGUUCAGCCAGAGCAGGAGUCUACAGCUGCACAAGAGCAUACAUACUGACAAGAAGCCAUUCAAGUGUGAUGUCUGCCCUGUGGAGUUCAGUCAGAGAGGGCAGUUACAGCAGCACACGUGGACGCACGCGGGCAAAAAGCCGCACAAGUGCGAUGUCAGCCCUGCGGAGUUCAGCAGGGCCGGGAAUCUACAGCAGCACAUGCGGACGCAUACGAGUGAGAAGCAGUACAACUGCGACCUCUGUCCUGCAGAGUACAGGAACAGCUCGAGCCUGUCAUAUCACAGGUGGACGCACACGGGCGAGAAGCCAUACAAGUGUGAUGUCUGUCCAGCAGUGUUCAGCCAGAGGGGGAACCUAAAGAAGCACAAGAGGGUACACACGGGCGAGAAGCCCUACAAGUGUGAUGUCUGUCCAGCAGUGUUCAGCCAGAGGGGGAACCUAAAGAAGCACAAGAGGGUACACACGGGUGAGAAGCCAUACAAGUGUGAUGUCUGUCCAGCGGUGUUCACCCAGAACGGGAACCUAAAGCUGCACAAGAGGGUACACACAGGUGAGACGCCAUACAAGUGUGAUGUCUGCCCUGCAGAGUUCAGCCAGGACAGGAGCCUAAAGCAGCACAAGAGGGUACACAAGGGCGAGAAGCCAUACAAGUGUGAUGUCUGUCCAGCGGAGUUCAGCCAGAGCGGGAACCUAAAGCAGCACAAGAGGGUACACACGGGUGAAACGCCAUACAAGUGUGAUGUCUGUCCUGCGGAGUUCAGCCAGAGCGGGAGUCUACAGCUGCACAGGAGGGUACACACGGGUGAGAAGCCAUUCAAGUGCGAUGUCUGCCUUGCAGUGUUCAGCCAGGGCUGGAGCCUAAAGCAGCACAAGAGGGUACACAUGGGUGAGAAGCCAUUCAAGUGCGAUGUCUGUCCUGCAGUGUUCAGCCAGGCCGGGAGCUUAAAGCAGCACCAUAGGGUACACACAGGUGAGAAGCCAUGCAAGUGUGAUGUCUGCCCUGCGGAGUUCAGUCAGAGAGGGCACUUAUAACAGCACAUGCGGACCCACACAGGCGAGAAGCCAUACAAGUGCGACCUCUGUCCUGCAAAGUUCACCCGCAACACGACCCUGAGAAAGCACAAGCAGAAGCACACCGGAAAGGAGCCGUAGAAGUGCAAUUUCUGUCCUGCAGAGUUAAACCUGGAGUAAGCACCUGCAGGUCUGUAAUUGGAUACACAGAGGCAAAAAGCGAUACAAGUGCGAUGUUUGCCCUGCAGUGUUCAGCUAGAGAGGGACGCUACAGUUUUACAAGCCGACACCUACGGGCACGAAGCCAUGCAAAUGCGAUGGGAGUUCAGCCAGAGCGGGAGCUUACAGCAGCACAAGGAGACAUACACAGAUGAGAAGCCCUACAAGUGCGAUCUCCGUCCUGCACAGUUGAGGCACAGCCCGGGCCUGUCGAAUAACAGGCAGACACACACGGGCGAGAAGACAAGUGCGAUGUCCACCCAGCAGUGUUCAGCCAGAGCAGGAACCUACAGCUUUGCAAGCAGUCACAAACGGUUGAAAAGCCAUACAAGUGCGAUCUUCUGUGCUGCAGUGUUUAGCCAUAGUGUGAGCCUGUUGAAUCCAUCGGUUGUCAUUUUGGGCUGCAGAAUUGACAACCACAACGAUCUGAUAAGUGAGGCCAGCCGCGGGCUAUGAACUAUCGCAGGGGUCCACAUAGCCUACUCACCAUCGUGCUACUUGUUAGCGCACUCACAGGAUAACAUCAUACUUGCCACAAAAGCCUGAGUAAAUUUUAUUAUUGCCCAUAUCUGGUCACAAGCGUAACGUUAUCUGAUGGGCUUGCUAAUAUGUGGCAUGAUCGAGCUCAGUAAUGCGCCACGUGGGCCUUCAUAUGAGUCACACACGGCUGCACUCAUGGCUUAUUAGAUGAUUGCAAUCGUGAGUUCGGCAGCCUAAAAUGUUGAGCUAUGGUCAUAUAUCACAAGCGGAUACACACAGGCGAGAAGCAGUACAAGUAUGAUCUCUGUCCUGCGGAGUUCAACAAGAGCAGGAAGCUGUGGAAUCAGAGCAAUAGGUGGAGACAUGAGGGCGUGAAGCCGUACAAGUGCGAUAUCUGUCCUGCAGACCUCAGACAGAGCAAGGGUCUGUCGUAUCACGAGCGAAAACACGUGCGCAAAAAGCCCUACAAGCAUGAACUCUGUCCUGCAUGGAUGGGCCAUGGCAGGAACCCACAGCACUGCAUG
This is a messenger RNA of Ornithodoros turicata, 4058 nucleotides long. RefSeq names its product zinc finger protein 271-like. NCBI's taxonomy places the organism in Eukaryota, Metazoa, Arthropoda, Arachnida, Ixodida, Argasidae. The record is from RefSeq and is a predicted model, not a curated record. The transcript is spliced from 5 exons. The coding region runs from base 709 to 2856 and encodes 715 amino acids. Gene Ontology annotation, biological process: embryo development; regulation of transcription by RNA polymerase II; urogenital system development. Gene Ontology annotation, cellular component: nucleus. Gene Ontology annotation, molecular function: RNA polymerase II cis-regulatory region sequence-specific DNA binding; DNA-binding transcription factor activity, RNA polymerase II-specific.